Molecule: messenger RNA, 5859 nt
Organism: Pteropus alecto (black flying fox)
Lineage: Eukaryota; Metazoa; Chordata; Mammalia; Chiroptera; Pteropodidae
Gene: ZNRF3
Product: zinc and ring finger 3
Exons: 8
Coding region: 3-2513 (836 amino acids)
Biological process (GO): Wnt receptor catabolic process; negative regulation of canonical Wnt signaling pathway; ubiquitin-dependent protein catabolic process
Molecular function (GO): ubiquitin protein ligase activity; frizzled binding
Source: RefSeq, a predicted model, not a curated record
AGAUGCACCCACUGGGCCUAUGUAAUAACAAUGAUGAAGAAGACUUGUAUGAAUAUGGCUGGGUAGGAGUGGUGAAGCUGGAACAGCCAGAAUUGGACCCGAAACCAUGUCUCACUGUUCUGGGCAAGGCCAAGCGAGCAGUGCAGCGGGGAGCCACUGCAGUCAUCUUUGACGUGUCUGAAAACCCAGAAGCUAUCGAUCAGCUAAACCAGGGCUCGGAAGACCCGCUCAAGAGGCCGGUGGUAUAUGUGAAGGGCGCAGAUGCCAUCAAGCUGAUGAACAUCGUCAACAAGCAGAAAGUAGCUCGAGCAAGGAUUCAGCACCGCCCCCCUCGACAACCCACAGAGUACUUCGACAUGGGGAUUUUCCUGGCUUUCUUUGUCGUGGUCUCCUUGGUCUGCCUCAUCCUCCUUGUCAAAAUCAAGCUGAAGCAGAGACGCAGUCAGAAUUCCAUGAACAGGCUGGCUGUGCAGGCUCUGGAGAAGAUGGAAACCAGAAAGUUCAACUCUAAGAACAAGGGACGCCGGGAGGGGAGCUGUGGGGCUCUGGACACACUCAGCAGCAGCUCCACGUCUGACUGUGCCAUCUGCCUUGAGAAGUACAUCGACGGAGAGGAGCUGCGGGUUAUCCCUUGUACUCACCGCUUUCACAGGAAGUGCGUGGACCCAUGGCUGCUGCAGCACCACACCUGCCCCCACUGUCGGCACAACAUCAUAGAACAAAAGGGAAACCCAAGUACUGUGUGCAUGGAGACCAGCAACCUUGCACGCAGCCGGCAGCAGAGGGUGAUCUUGCCAGUGCACUACCCCGGCCGUGUGCACAGGACCAACGCCAUCCCAGCCUACCCUACAAGGACAAGCAUGGACUCCCACGGGAACCCUGUCACGCUGCUGACUGUGGACCGGCAUGGGGAACAGAGCCUCUAUUCACCACAGACCCCCACCUACAUCCGUAGCUACCCACCCCUCCACCUGGACCACACCCUGGCCCCUCACCGCUGCGGCCUGGAGCACCGGGCCUACUCACCAGCCCACCCCUUCCGCAGGCCCAAGUUCAGCGGCCGCAGCUUCUCCAAGGCAGCUUGCUUCUCCCAGUAUGAGACCAUGUACCAACACUACUACUUCCAGGGCCUCAGCUAUCCUGAGCAGGAGGGUCAGACUCCACCUAGCCUCGCUCCCAGGGGUCCAUCCCGUGCCUUUCCCCCAAGUGGCAGUGGCAGCCUGCUCUUCCCCACCGUGGUGCACGUGACCCCACCCUCCCACCUGGAGAGUGGUAGCACAUCCAGCUUCAGCUGUUACCAUGGCCACCGCUCGGUGUGCAGCGGCUACCUGGCUGAUUGCCCGGGCAGUGACAGCAGCAGCAGCAGCAGCAGCUCUGGCCAGUGUCACUGCUCCUCCAGCGACUCGGUGGUGGACUGCACUGAGGUCAGCAACCAGGGUGUGUACGGGAGCUGUUCAACCUUCCGGAGCUCCCUCAGCAGCGACUAUGACCCCUUCAUCUACCGCAGCCGGAGCCCCUGUCGCAUCAGUGACGUGGGCGGCUCAGGCAGCUCGGGCCAGGGGCCCAUCGUGCACCUAGAGGGCUCCCAGCCACCCGAGGAGCUCCCGGCAGCCCACAGUCAAGGUGCUGUGCGUGGAGAGCCUUGGCCAGGCCCUGCCUCUCCCUUGGGGGACCAGCUGUCCACCUGCAGCUUGGAGAUGAACUACAGCAGCAACUCCUCCCUGGAGCACAGGGGGCCCAACAGCUCUACCUCAGAAGUGGGGCUCGAGGCUUCUGGGGCUGCCCCAGACCUCAGGAGGACCUGGAAGGGGGGCCAUGAUGGGCCAUCGUGUGCCUACUGCUGUGAGCCCCAGUCCUCUGCACUGGAGCCCAGCGUAGGAGCAGCUGGGGGCAGCACCUUGUUCCUGGGUCCCCCCCUCUGUGAGGGCUGUGGCCCCACAGGUGCAGAGUCACAGCCAGGAAGCUCCCAGGGCCUGUACAGCCUUCACCCAGACCAUUUGCCCAGGACAGACGGGGUGAAAUAUGAGGGCCUGCCCUGCUGCUUCUAUGAAGAAAAGCAGGUGGCCCACAGUGGUGGAGGGGGCAGUGGCUGCUACACUGAGGACUGCUCCGUGAGUGUGCAGUACACACUUGCCCAGGAUCCUCCGCCCAGCUGCCACCCAGGGGCCCGGGACCUGAGCCAGCGCAUCCCCAUCAUUCCAGAGGAUGUGGACUGUGACUUGGGCCUGCCCUCGGACUGCCAAGGGACCCUUGGCCUCGGCCCUUGGGGUGGGACACUGGGCCCUGACUCCCUGAGUCCCCAUAGGGGCCUGGGAGGAGCCCAGGAAGAGGAGCGGGUUUUGUGCUGCCAGCCCAGGGCACCGCUGCUGCCUGGCUGCCCUCCAGAGAAGGCAAGGGCCACCAGGGUCAGCUUCCCCAGUGCCUCCCAGGACAUUCAGGAGUCCAGCACCACAGCCACUCAGGCUGCAGGACAGAGAUCUCGCACAGCAGACAGCAGUGGCAUGGGAGCCUGAGCCCAGAAGGAACUCUUGUGUGGAAAUGGGAACUAUACGGAGACUCCAAACUCUUGACUUCCUUCAGAAAAAAAAAAUUUUUUUAGCUUUGAUAAACACAAACGUGGUAAUAAAGAGAGCCCUCCUCAACCCAAAAUGUGAGCCCCCUGUGGCAACGCCCCCAUCCCCCUUAACAAAUCAACAGACAAAAUUCUCAAGUUUUUGACUCUUUUGAUAACAUGUUAUUCUUUUUUGUAAAGUGUGUGUGCUUGGGGUUCCGAGGUGUGUGGGAUUGAAUUCUCGGCUUUGUUUUUAAGAUAUUAUAUGUAAAUGUAAAAAGUUAUUUAAAUAUAUAUUUUAAAGAACCCUAACCGCCAACUUUUGCUGAAAAGAAAAAAAAUCACUGCUGCAUUAAUUGAAUCACAUCAUGUAUAGAUACUGUUGUCUCCCCAGAGGGAGCUCAGGCCUUUGAAAAGCUCAGGGCUACACCUGCCUUAGAAAAUGAACCAGAAACUUGAAGUAAAGCUAGUCGAUAUGGGUACAAACUCUAAGGAACAAUGCAAUGCUGCCUCUUUCUUUCUCAUGGCAAAUCCCAACAUACAGAAUUUCAGGUCUUCUCGGAAGCCAUGCUUCUCCAGCCAACACCUUUUAGGCAAGUGAUGGAAACAGCUGGGAAUAGUGUGGAAGGUCUGGGGAGCUGGGACAAGCCCCAGAAGCCCCAGGGUGACAGACAAGUCUGCCCCCCUGGAAUUAUCAUCCUAAGGUAUAGGACAGAGUUCACAGUCCUGAUAUUGGGCUUCCUGCAACUGGCUGCAGAAAUGGUUGAUGGGGUAUGUGGGGACGAACACCCAGGAGGAAUGUAGUUUGCGGCCUUGGUGUCUGAUUGGGCAGGGGACAGAGGGCAUGCAGGAACUGCUGCUUCCUUGGGCUGCCUUCCUGGGGGUGGUAGGACCCCAUCUGGUCUGCACCAAGCUUCAUUUGAAUGAUAAUGUUUCCCAUCCCAUUUCACUACAGAAGCACUGCUUCAGGGUCAUUCAGCCCUCUGCCUCGGGGCUGAAGUUUCUCAUCUCACCUGCAAAUGUCUACUAUCCUUUCUUCCUAAUGCACUAUUAUGUAUUGAUUCUCCAUGAGACAGAGAAAGAGACUAUCAGAUAGUUUAGACCCAAAGGGUAGGUUUUUAUAUAUUUUUCCAGCCUUUGGUGGUGGUUGCUUUUUUUUUUUUUUUUUUUGGGGGGAAAGUUUAAAAACCCAAACCAUUUUUUAAAAAGGUAUUUUCAUUUUAAAAGGGAGAAUCUAUUUAAAGCUAUUUCAGAUCAGGGAUUGUCAUUCUUUUUGUUUAAUGUAAUUCUUGUUCUUAAAAUUCUUUUUUAGAAGAAACUAAUCACUUUAGCCCUGUGUUCACUAAACUCUUCUGGUCACCUCUGUUUAUUCAUUUACUGGGCAGAUAUUUGGUGCCACCUGAAAGCUCAUUUGUGAAAUAGGAACCCUGGGAGCUGGCCCUCUGUGGGUGGGGAAAUAGAGACUACCCUGCAUUGCCAGGAGACUGAUGACUCCUAUCCAGUAAAGCACAGGGGGAGUCAGCCCAGGGUCCGGACCAGAACAUUUUGAAUGAAAAUCUCACUGUAUCAGAAUCUUUUUUUCUUAAAAACCCCAGUUCUGUGAUGAGGAAAUUUACUUAACUUCUAGCCAGGAUGUGACAGAAGGAAAUUCCAGUGUCAAAUGAUUGAGCCACUUGCCAUUUAGGAACUCACUGUGGUGAGAUUUGUCCUCCAGCCUCUGAGGUGCAGUCCCUCGGGAGCCGCUACCCCCAGGCCCGUGCCCAGCACACCUGUUGGCGAGGGUGUGAGAAGUGCCUAAGCUGUUGACAUGUGAUCUGGGCCGCCUUUAUUUCUCCAGCCAGGAGUAGCAGCUGCUGAGGACAACAGCUUGCAUUACAUGGUUUUGGGGAAAGGGGGUUGUGGGUAUGGCUUUUAACAUGAACUGCAAAAAGCAGCUUCUCAUUGUUGAGGUUUUUUUUGUUUGUGGUUUUGUUUGUUUUUAAUGUCUUUGAGUGCAUAUUAUCUUCCUCGUGAGAAACUAUACCCCCAAAGUGGCUUUCUUUAGCCUUAGCUGGAAAAUCACUCCUAAAUAGCCUUAAGCAAUAAAUAGAUGAGCAGAGAAUGUGGCUUCAACUGGGCUUAUUAAAAUAAUUUGUUAAGUUUUCAUUUAAAUGAACAAUAACUAGAGAUGACAAAAGAAGCACAUUUAAUGUUUGUAGUUUACAGGGUGGUAGAAACAGAAAAAUGAAAAUGUUAAAUUUUAAAUAUCAGUCAUUCUCUUAAAUUUGUGUUGGCUCAUCAGACAGGGAGGUCACCAGGAUAUAGUAACCAACUAUGUUAUUGCCGCACCAUUUAAAUCAAAAGAAAUGUCUUGUGAGGUUGUAAGACUCCAGUCAUUAUGACAAGUACCUUUUUCAGUGACCUCUCAGUAGUAUGUGAGGAUUUAUAGCUGUGGAAGCUGGGUGCAUCGCUUUUUCCAUUGAGAAGCCCCCCACAUACUGGAGUGUGACCGUGGGUGUGGCUCCAUGGCCCAGCCCUGGUGUGUGGGAUAGCCAUGCAAACUGAAGACUGCUAAAACCAGUUAAAUAGGGGUUUGGAGUUCUGAUCAACAAGGUACCUCUUUGUAGACACAGCCCCCGUAUGAUGGCUUUAACUCAAUCUCUUUUCCCCCUCUCAUCUGAACCCAAGCCAUUUUUUAAAGCCUCAUCUGCUGUCCCACCGCUCAGACCCUCCCUUUUGUGCUGCUAGUUUCUACUCAAAGUUCAUGCAGGACUAAUGCUUUUAAACUGAGGUCUAAAAAAUAAUUACUAAUCAAGAGUGUUAUUUUUUAAACAGAACCGCCUUUUUCUAUAUGUAAACUCUAUUGUGUUGGUCUAACAAGGCACUAUUUUAAAAUUUUUUUUUUUUUUUUAAUUUUCUCCCAUAGCACUUAAAAGAUAUUUUGUAAAGACUUUGCUGUAAAGAUUUUGUAAUAAAAUGGUCUAAGGGCUCCUUCUCCAACAUUACCAUUUUUAAAAAAUGUUUUAAAGGCUAGAAAACAACUUAUGUAUAUUCUGUAUAUGUAUAGCAGCACAUUUCAUUUAUGGAAAUAUGUUCUCAGAAUAUUUAUUUACUAAUAUAUUUAUCUUAAGCCAUGUCUUAUGUUGAGAGUGUGACAUUGUUGGAAUAAUCAUUGAAAAUGACUAACAUGAGGCCCUGUAAAUACAUGAUAAUUGCACACAAAUUUUACAUAUUUGCCGACCAAAAAUGAUUUAAAACAAGUUGUAGUCUUCUAUGGUUUUGUAACAAAUUGUACAAAUGACUGUAAAAAAAUACAAUUUUAUCAAGUA